Molecule: messenger RNA, 1887 nt
Organism: Yamadazyma jaroonii
Lineage: Eukaryota; Fungi; Ascomycota; Pichiomycetes; Serinales; Debaryomycetaceae
Source: the annotation of a GenBank genome assembly
AUGUCAGAAAAGAUUGAUGAAAAAGUAAGUCUUCCUGUUGAAAAAGACACUAAAGCUGUCAACGAAGAAAGUUGGUCAGAUGCUAUCUCUGAAGAAUAUGAUUUUGACGACGAAAGAAACUAUAACACCCUUUAUACUGAUGAGUAUAAUCCAAGAGGUUUAAGAUUCCCAACUAAACAAGAAUCCCAAAGUUUAAGAAGAAUUUUAGGUAGAGCUCCUUAUCAAGCAUAUUUAAUUUGUUUGGUUGAAUUAGCCGAAAGAGCUUCAUAUUAUUCAACUACUGGUUUAUUAUCAAAUUUCAUUCAAAGACCAUUACCUGAAGGUUCAACUACUGGUGCUCCACAAAGAGGUAAAGCUCAUGAAAAUGAAAGUGCUGGUGCUUUAGAUAUGGGUUUACAAGCUGCUACUGCUUUAACUUUAUUAUUGACUUUCUUAGCUUAUCUUAUUCCAUUAUAUGGUGGUUAUGUUGCUGAUACUUCAAUUGGUAGAUUGAAAGCUAUCUGGAUUGGGGUUGCUGCUGGUUUCAUUUCCCAUGUUUUAUUUAUCAUUGCAGGUAUUCCUUCAGUUAUUGCUGGUGGUCAUGCUAUUGCUCCAACUAUUUUAGCUAUUCUUAGUUUAUGUGUUGGUACCGGUUUCAUCAAACCAAAUUUAUUACCUUUAUUAAUGGAUCAAUACAGAUACGAAACUGAUGUUGUUAAAGUUUUACCAUCAGGUGAAAAAGUUAUCGUUGACAAAGAAAAAACCUUAGAAAGAAUGACUUUAGUCUUUUACUGGGCUAUUAACAUUGGUGCUUUCUUCCAAUUAGCUACUUCUUACUGUGCCAGAGAUGUUGGUUAUUGGUUAGGUUUCUUUAUUCCAAUUGUCAUGUACUUAUUCUUACCAAUUGUUUUAUUUAUCGUUGGUCCUAAAUUAUACGUUUCUGAAAUUCAAGGUUCAGUUAUGAAAAAUUUCAUCAAAAUCUUAAGAGUUUCAUUCGAAGGUGGUUGGAUUUCAAGAUACAGAGCUGGUGAAUUUUGGGAAUGGGCUAAACCAACCAAUAUGGCUGCUAGAGGUAGAGAUUUCUUUACUAAAUCAAAACCAAUUUCUUGGAAUGAUCAAUGGGUUUUAGAUGUCGCUCAAACUGUUAAUGCUUGUAAGAUUUUCUUCUAUUUCCCAAUUUAUUUAAUGAAUGAUGGAGGUAUUGGAACUGUUCAAACUUCUCAAGCUGGUUCAAUGUCAUUAAAUGGUGUUCCAAAUGAUUUAUUCAACAAUUUCAAUCCUUUAGCUAUUAUCAUCUUCAUCCCAAUCUUGGAUUACAUUAUUUAUCCAUUCUUAAGAAAAAACAAGAUUGAAUUCAGACCUGUUUGGAGAAUUACUUUAGGUUUCGUUAUUGCUGCUGUUUCUCAAGCUGUUGGUGCCAUUAUUCAACAUUUCAUUUAUCAAAAAUCUCCAUGUGGUGACCAAGCUUCAACUUGUGACGAUGUUGCUCCUAUCUCUGCUUGGGUCGAAGUUAUCUUAUAUAUCAUGCAAGCUAUUUCCGAAUGUUUUGCUAACACCACUUCAUACGAAUUAGCUUAUACCAGAGCUCCACCUCACUUGAAAUCCUUAGUUAUGGCUAUCUGUUUAUUCAUGAGUGCCCUUUCAGCUGCCCUUUCACAAGCUGUUACUCCAGCUUUAGUCGAUCCAAACAUUACUUGGGCUUUCGUUGCUAUGGCUGUUAUUGGUAUGAUCUUUGCUGUUGCUUUCUUCUUCCACUUCAGAAACUUACACGUUGAAAUGGAACAAGAAAGAAUUGAAAGAGAAGCUGCUGAUAGAAGAUUACAAGCUGAAUUGAUCGCUCAUGGUGGUAUUGAAGAUGACAGAAACUUACAAGCUGUUACUUCAAUCAAAUCAGCUGUUGGUAAAUAA